Messenger RNA from Closterium sp. Yama58-4, 3159 nucleotides. Lineage: Eukaryota; Viridiplantae; Streptophyta; Zygnematophyceae; Desmidiales; Closteriaceae. The record is from the annotation of a GenBank genome assembly.
AUGAAACAAUAUGGAAGACUUGACACCAAGGCGAAAAAGGAUUGCAAGCUAAUUCGAGACACUAGCGCGGUUCUGUGGAAGAAUCACUCUAACUACGACGUUUUGACGCGGUGGAGGUCUCCUGGCAUUCCAGGAUCAUUCUUCGACCACGCAAUCAGCUUCAGAUAUAAGAGGAUGGAAGGUGUAUCUCCUCGGCUGAAAAACUAUCAGUGCCGACUUCUUGUCAGAGGACAAGACUAUGAGGCUCUCAGGCGCCUACCAGUGGUACAGUCUAUCCCCUUCACCGACCAGCAGCAAAUUGGUCCAGUGUUCACCGAUGAAAAGUUGCGUAUGAUUGCAGUUGUCUUCCCUCAGUACCAUGCAUUUAAGGAAAAUGAUUUGUUUUGGGGAACAAACUUCACCGAAUGGACAAACUUGAAGCUGGCAUAUUUCAACCCGUGGAACUUCCAACCCAUUAAACAUCCUAUUGAAGCUUACGGAGGUUAUUAUAACAUGCUCAGCCAUUCCCAACGGUCGAGAAUGGGAAAGCUGGCAAGGUUUUAUGGCAUCCAAGGCUUCGCAUUUCAUCAUUACUGGUUUGAGUGCAACACUGUAUUUAUGGAGUCGGUCAUUAUGGAAAUGCUGAAAGAUGGACAGCCAGACCUCCCUUUUAUGCUCAUUUGGGCAAACGAAGCCUGGACACGGCAUUGGACAGGAGAGACAGGCGAAGUACUUCAGUCUCAGAGCUACGGGAAUGAGACGUGCUGGCGGUUGCAUUUUCAGUGGCUUCUACCCCUUUUCAAGCACCCUAAUUACAUAAAAGUCAAUAAUAAGCCGGCCUUUGGAAUCUACAUCGUCCCCCUUAUUAAGGAACUCAAGCCAAUGCUGAAGUUAUGGCGGUCGCUUGCCAAAGAGGAAGGUUUGCCUGGCCUCCAUAUUAUCCAGUGCCUGGGCCAUAAAGACACAGGUGUUUCCAGAAAUGUCAAUGCUAUUAUGGAGCACAACCUCGACCCGCAUUUUGUCGUUGGGGACCUUGAUGAUGAUCCUGUUCAUGUGGAGGCAAGGCUGGAGGAGAGAUUUAGAAUCGCUCGAAAUGAUGCGAACAAUGGAACGACCCCCAACCUCUUCUUCCUCACUGCAUGGAAUGAAUGGGGCGAGGGAAACGUGCUGGAGCCUAACAACAUAUUCGGUUACGGAAAUUUGAAUGCGGUUGCACUGGCAUAUGAGAGCAGCAAGCAUGAAGCCAGCAAUGACAUCGGCAUUUUGAACAAACUGCACGAGUCUAUGGACGAAUGCAGAUUGAAGCUGGACAUUCAGUACUACGUUGAUCUUGCUGGUGCAGGCCUCUUUCAUCUACUGAGUGGUCCAGAACCGGAAAUGAGGAAGCAGCUCAUCACUUCCCGCACAAUGCUCUCUUCGCUUGACGCAGCGCUCGAAUCAGCUUCUGGUCCACGAACGGCUGCCUUUCAGCCGAAGCUCAAGCCUCGCGCUAGGAAGGGAGGAGCUGGCGGCGGGGCGGGUGCUGAAGCUGCGGCGCCAGCAGGACAAUCUGGCCCAUCAGCCGGUCCAUCAGGGGGGCGCACUGCUCCUGCGGGAAAUGUAGCGGGAGUUGCGCAGGCUGUAGCGCCGCCCGUCCGCGCUAUAGCCGCUGCAGUUGCGACCGUCCCUUCCGAACGAACAUCAGCAUCAGCGCAACGUCCCCUUCCUGACGCCCCGAUUUCCGCGCCACAACUACCCUCUCGGUCUGCAGCACCAGAAGCUCUUGGCCUGGGCUCACCUGCACCAUCCUCUUCAGCAGCAGUAGUAGCCGGGGCGACUCAUCAAGCAGAGGGGUUAGGUUUGGUUCAAGAGGGUUUUGGCGCCCCUUCCAGAACUGCCACUGCUGCCCCUCCCCCUGCCGCCACAGCAGCCACUGGUGCAAGAGCGUCAUCAGCAUCUGUCCCUGCUACAGCUCCCACCCCUCCCUCCUCCCAUGCUCCUACCCUCCCCGCUCCCCACGCGUCCGCUCGUCCCGCUCCGCGUGCUCCUGCCCCUGGCUCCCUAGAAAACGGUCCUCAUAGAAAUGCCGCGCCUGCAGCCCAUGCUGCUGCUGCUGGUGCUGCUCCUGGCACUGCCGUGGGAGCAGCAGAUGCAGUGGUGCGAGGAAUUGGGAGAGGGAGGGAGAAGGAGAAAGGGGCAUCUGGGGGUGAUAAGAGCCGAGGCGUGAUUGGGUCGGGAACCAAGGGAGUGUUCUUUCCACACUCUUUCCGGAAAGGGAAAAGGCGGUCGCAGGUGACUCCGGAGCUGCUGGCAGCGGAGGACCUGUCAGGCUUCACCAUCCAGCAGAUCAUUCAACGGUCGGAAGUGCUCGACCGAGAGAAAGAGAAGGAGGAGCAGGAGAAGAAGCGGAUAGAGGAGGAGGUGGAGCGGAACAGAAGAAAGCUGGCCAGGCGGCGAGGCGAGGAUGUGGAUGAUGACAGCGAGGGCCCCGACGCCUCUGCGCCAGCCAGCAACCCCCCACCUGGCAGCAGCGGCGAUGGUGGCGGAGUGUUCGCUCCCCAGGUGACAGUAAUCGACGGGCGCAUCGUGGUGAACGAGGCGAGCCUCACGGUGGACGCGCAGGGGGGGAGGGACGCGGCGAUGGAGGGGUACAAGCGGGUGGAGGAGAGCUCAGCGCGGCUCAACUAUGGCACGCAUAUGAAGAGGGAGAAGAGCGACCGAUGGAGCGUGGAAGAGACGACUCUGUGGUACCAGGCUCUGCAGCAGUUCGGAACGGACUUUGAGAUGCUGCAGGCGCUCUUUCCCAAGCGCUCUCGGAGGCAGAUGAAGGCCAAGUUCAAGCGAGAGGAGAUGCUGCACCCGCACCUCGUCACCCACGCGCUCACACACCGAUGCACAGACAAGCAGCAGUACGAGCGCCUGGCCUCGGCCCUCAACCCACAGCUGGCGCUGCAAGAGGGAGUGGGUGGUGAAGACGCUUAUGGGGAAGGUGACUAUGGUGCAGGGGCGGACGGAACAGGGGAGUAUGGCGUUGUGACACAAGAGAGCGUUGCAGUGACUCAAGCAGAAGGUGACUAUGGCGAGGCAGAGUAUGGGGAGGGGGAGGAGGAGAUGGGAGGGACGACAGGGUAUGAAGACCCGUUUGCUGCGUAUGGAGGGGACGGGGAAGUGGAGGAGGAUCCACUGGGUGGGUAUGGCUGA